This is a messenger RNA of Kuraishia capsulata CBS 1993, 603 nucleotides long. RefSeq lists its product as uncharacterized. Gene Ontology annotation, cellular component: ESCRT I complex. NCBI's taxonomy places the organism in Eukaryota, Fungi, Ascomycota, Pichiomycetes, Pichiales, Pichiaceae. The record is from RefSeq and is a predicted model, not a curated record. The transcript has a single exon. Gene Ontology annotation, biological process: protein targeting to vacuole; ubiquitin-dependent protein catabolic process via the multivesicular body sorting pathway; protein targeting to membrane. The coding region runs from base 1 to 603 and encodes 200 amino acids.
AUGUCUAUUCGGUUUCAGAAUUUUACACCUUUAUCUCCCCAACUAAAGGCUCCGGAAUUCACUGUACUGAACCCUCAGGAGCUCUACUCCAAACUCAAUCAGAUCAGUGUGGAGAUCCCUGACUACCUCCAUGAAUUGCCAGUUCCCGAUCUUCAGCGACUGGCAUCAGAUCUGUUGCUGUUGAAAAGUGAGAUCUAUAUGAAUCCCAAGUUUGAAGAGAUUAGGGGCCAGAUCUUGGGUGUCGUGGAGAACCUGGUGGAGUUUGCGGAGAGGCUGCUAUCGGAGUACGAAAGUUUACGAGGCAGAUUUGAUGAGGUGAGUCUACGACUCGGCGAGACGAAUGCUUCUGUUGAGAGGUUGAGGCGAUUGGACAUGGAGUUGAGUGGAAGUUUAUACAAAUUCGAAAGUGGUGCUUUGAAACAGCGACUGCAGUCUGCCAUACUGGAGUCGGACCAAGUGGCUCAGAAUCUGGUUGAGAGCUUCAAGGCUGACGACUCUGUUGGAGACUUUAUCAAAAGUUUCAGAGCUGAAAGAAAGGUCUAUCAUCUGCGAAAGGAGAGACUCGAGAGGUUGAACGAGGACCGGGUGGGUGGGUUGUUGUGA